Molecule: messenger RNA, 1023 nt
Organism: Malassezia restricta
Lineage: Eukaryota; Fungi; Basidiomycota; Malasseziomycetes; Malasseziales; Malasseziaceae
Product: diphthine methyl ester synthase
Exons: 1
Coding region: 1-1023 (340 amino acids)
Biological process (GO): protein histidyl modification to diphthamide
Molecular function (GO): diphthine synthase activity
Source: RefSeq, a predicted model, not a curated record
AUGGUGCUGUAUUUGAUUGGGUUAGGCCUCGCCGACGAGCGCGACAUCACGCUCAAGGGUCUCGAGGCCGUGCGGUCCUGCAGCAAGGUAUACCUCGAGAGCUACACGAGCAUCCUGCACGUCGACGAUGCGGUAGCGCGGAUGGAAGCCCUGUAUGGCCGCCCCAUUACGCUCGCUCACCGCGAGACGGUCGAGCUGGAGGCGGACGACAUUCUCACGGCCGCCUCGACUGGCCACGUCGCCUUUCUCGUCGUGGGCGAUCCCCUGUCCGCUACGACGCACUCGGACCUCAUUAUCCGCGCUCGUACAUUCCGGACGCCUGUGCCUGUGCGCAUCAUCCACAAUGCCAGUAUCACUACGGCGCUCGGCUCUAGCGGCCUCGCAGGCUACAAUUUCGGGCAGACCGUAAGUAUCCCGUUCUGGACCGAGGACUGGAAGCCCGACAGCUGGCUCUUCCGCAUCGGCGAGAACAGCCACAUUGGGCUGCACACGCUGUGUCUGAGUGACAUCAAAGUGCGCGAGCAGAGCAUCGAGGACAUGAGUCGCGGCGUGCUCCGAUACCAGCCGCCGCGGUACAUGCUGAUCCCCCAGCUGAUCUCGCAGCUACUCGCUGCCGCGCAGACGCACCGCGUUGACUACCUCGAUCCUGACAAGACCCUGGCCAUCGCGCUGUGCCGCAUGGGCGCCGACGACGCGCCGCAUCGUCGCGGCGAAAAAAUCGUGGCCGGCACACUCGCCGAGCUUUUGCAGUGCACGGAGCCCGAUGCGGCGCAGCAGGCGCAGUAUGAAAAAGACGACGCGCAGUACGAGGAAGAGAACCCGAUGGCGAGCGAAAAAGACAUGGAGGCACGCCGCGAGGCACGCUUCGUGCAGCGCGCCCUCGACUAUUGGGGCGAGCCGUUGCACUCGCUCAUCCUCGUCGGACGACGACUGCAUCCCAUGGAGGUAGAGUACGGCCGCGCACUUGCCCUGCCCGGCAGCCGGUGGGCCGACGUGGCGCAGCAAGUGUACGGAGCUCACUAA